AUGGCACUCGACGUGCGUCAAGGGGCACCUGAUACAUUAAGCAACUUCAAUCCUCUGGAUGCUUUCGAGCAGGAGAAAGGAUUUCCUCGAUUUAUUCCUCGUGAUCUCAUUGAAAAUCACAUGUUCGUCGUCGAAUGCGCAGCUGGUGAACCGGAUUCAAAACAAUUCAAAAUGACAAGAGGGCACAUUCUGGUCACUGUGCCUGCCUUCAUGCACCCACCUCUCGAAUACGGUGACCACGUCAUUAGUGUCAAUGACGAAGUUUUGGAAAACAAAAUUCAUUUUUAUAUGAUCUUGAGAGAGCUUGCACGGAAAAACAAACAACAGAUGAUACGUUUUGUGGUGGAACGAGUUAUUGCCUCUGUUCAAGUGCCGAAGUCCGAUCCUUCUGUGCCAACGGACAUGAUUUCAUCACAGCAGUGCCAGUAUUUUAAAAACACCAUGAUCUUCUUCCCAAGAUCAUCAUUAGGAAUAAAUAUCAAAUCAGCUAACAAAAAAGUUUACGUGGAAAGUACCGACAACGGGUUCAACAGCAUAGCCAGGCGUGCAUUCUACAUUGGAGAUGCUCUUCUAGCAGUAAACGAUGAAAAAUGCACUUCUGUAAAAGAUGCCAGCAACUUGCUUCUGAAUUCACUCAAGACAAAAGGAAUCGCUCGCGUUAUAGUGGAGCGACCUGUGGAACCUGCCGCUAUUGCAUUCGUUCGGGCUGUGCUGCUCGUCAACAAAGCCAUGGUAAUGGACCCGAAAAUGCCUGACGACGUUGUGGCUCUAUGCAACAACGAACUCAAGCGAAUGCGACACGACCACAAAGAACCCAAGAAACACAUCCUUAUGCAAAGUAACAGGAAUACAGAAGAAUUUGAAUCACCGGGCAAACAAGAAAGCGGAAGAAACAUUACAAUAUCUGACACUUCUACAGAAGUCGGCAUAGGUAUGGAACUGCUCAAUCCUGCUUUAUUGGAGCACGUUCCAGACAAGAUAAAGAGUACCAAGAAAUCGAAGAAGAAACGAAGACAAUCCAAAGAAUCGAAGCAUAACUGGCUGACAUCACCUCGACGUGAACUCAUCGAAAUCUGGGCCAAUUUGGAUGUGAACUGUCGUUCCGCGCUUGAAGGUCUACCACGAGUGACCAUGGAAGACAGUUUAAGAAGAGAUUUUGCUAAUUUCUCUCAACAGUUGGCCGGAUAA
Necator americanus (New World hookworm) is the source of this 1188-nucleotide messenger RNA. RefSeq lists its product as uncharacterized. The coding region runs from base 1 to 1188 and encodes 395 amino acids. The record is from RefSeq and is a predicted model, not a curated record. NCBI's taxonomy places the organism in Eukaryota, Metazoa, Nematoda, Chromadorea, Rhabditida, Ancylostomatidae. The transcript has 10 exons. Gene Ontology annotation, molecular function: protein binding.